CUUGGUGCACUUUCGCGCUCUCCGAUCUUUCGAAGUUCGAAAAGUUUCGACGUCGUCUCUCCGCUGAGAAGAUAAAAGAUCUUCAUCGUCAUCAAAAUGCUGAACAAGAACAUUGCUAUCGCUGUCGCCGUGGUGUUGGCUCUGGUCUGCCUGGCAGAAGCCAGGGAGGAAGGCCCUCACGAUAUGGCUGAUGCUCUCCGUAUGCUGCAAGAACUGGAUCGCUACUAUACCCAGGCCGCUAGACCAAGGAUUGACCGCCGCGACGUUGCGGAUGGAGACCGCGUCGAUCCGGACUUGUUAAAUCGCGCUGUGCGGCUCCUCGUGCUACAGAAAUUAGACAACAUUUACUCCUACCACACCCGACCAAGGUUCGGGAAGCGUUCUGAUGCCUACACGAACUGGGCCAAGGAUCUUGAGAAGCCGGACUUACCCGCCUGGCUGGCGUAUGCUAGAAGGAGAUGAGAAGUGCAACAGUCUCGGGAUCCAUAUUAAUAACCAUGUCAUUUAAAUCAAUGUUCGUGAUUACUGUUAACAGUUUUAAACGUUUAAGUACCACAUUCCAAGUAAAUUUUAUCCUUUAACGUGUACCUUAACCCAUAUUUAGUAGAGACUCGCAAGUUUGCGUUCUGACUGAUUUAAAAUGUAUUUAUUUUAUUGAAUAGUUUAUUUAUGAAUUUUAUUUUACUGAAUAAUUUAUUUAUUUACCUAAUAUUUUAUAAUUAAUUCAUUUUUGUAGAUUCCGAUGGAUAGACAAUGAUUUGUAUCUUAUUGUAUUCAAAUAUUUAAACGAUUUUCAGUCUACUUCUACCUAAUUUAAGAGUCAAUAAGUCAUAGAAUUCAAAAUAACAAUGUACCUUUACGGUUCAAAUAUCAUUGUAAUGUUAUGAAUAAAAGCAAUUGAUAA
This is a messenger RNA of Spodoptera litura, 904 nucleotides long. RefSeq names its product neuropeptide F 1 (gene NPF1). NCBI's taxonomy places the organism in Eukaryota, Metazoa, Arthropoda, Insecta, Lepidoptera, Noctuidae. The record is from RefSeq and is a predicted model, not a curated record.